AUGGCUAUCACAUCCGACGUGGUGAACUUCAUCGCCGGUCUUGUCAUGAUUCCCCUCUCAAUUUUGGAACAUUCUCGGUCACUCCGACCGUCGAUCCUACUUGGGAUCUACCUCCUCAUCACCCUUAUUUUUGAUCUUGUUCAGUUGAGGACGCUAUGGCUCUCAGUAGAAUCUGAUACCGACUACCGGCAAGCCUAUCUCUCGGCCGCGACGGUCGUCAUCAAAGCUGCAGCUUUGGUACUCGAGUCUUUUCAGAAACCCCUGGCAUGGCACCUUGAACAGAAGCCACGAAGCCCAGAAGAAACAGCCGGUAUUUUCAAGCUUGCAACAUUCUCUUGGCUAAACGGGCUGUUUCUCAAUGGCUUCCGCAACCUCCUCACCGUCCGCGACCUGUAUCUGCUCGACGAAGCCAUGACCGCCGAAGUCAUGUACGCUAAAUUCGAACCACGUCUGCAAAAGAACAUUAGCCUAGGCCGCAAGCAUGCUCUCCUCAGGAGUCUUCUUGGCACACUCAAAGUACCCUUUUUCCUACCUGCGGUGCCACGGCUCUGCCGCAUAGGGUUCCUGUUUUGCCAGCCUUUUCUAAUUGAAAGCCUGUUGAAGUACCUUCAGGAACCCGAUGGCCAUUCAUCGCCUAGCAAGGGGUAUGGAUUCAUUGGCGCCGCGACAUUAACUUACGUCGGCCUGGCUGUGUCACAGUCCACAUACUCCUACUUACUCGGCCGUUCCCUCUUCAUGAUGAGAGGAGUCCUUGCCUCUGUUGUUUACCGCUACACAACAACACUAAAGCUCUCCGCGGCGGAUGAUUCAACGGCGCUAACACUCAUGAACACCGAUGUAGAGCGUUUCCAGAUUGGUAUAGGAUUCUUCCACGACUACUGGGCGAACCCUACCGAGAUUGCGAUCGCAUGCUGGUUACUGCAAAGACAAAUUGGCGCGGCCUUUUUAGCUCCCAUUGGUCUCAUAGCAGCAUGUGCCGCAGCCGCGUUACUGCUUUCCAAGUUUAUCAUCCAGCGCCAGAUAGUAUGGAUGCAGGCCAUUGAGAAGCGAGUCGCCGUGACCUCCAAAGCAAUCUCAACCAUGAAGGCGCUGAAAAUUUCCGCCAUGACCGGCCCUGUAGAGAAGUCUAUACUGGGGCUCCGGCUGCGUGAGCUUCGUGACGGUGGGAGGUGGCGCACGACGCUCGGCAUGGUAGUAACGAUUGCCUUCGCGCCCACCCUGCUAGGGCCGGUCGUGGCAUUUGCUACUACAUCUUCUGUUCUCGACGUCGCCCGCAUUUUUACAUCCAUGGCUUACUUGGUGCUUCUAGCUAGCCCAUUGGGGAUGCUCUUGCAAUCCUUUGCCAUGUUUGUCGGGUCACUUGCCUGCGCGGGUCGCAUACAAGCUUACAUUGAAAAGGAAGCACGCGUUGACUUCCGCAAAACAUUUGACCCUAAGAAACCUGCAGCGCAGCAUAACGGGGCUCUUGUUUCUGAUUCAAAGGCCACAGCUAUUAAAGUCGUACAAGGCUCCUUUGGUUGGGAGGAAGAGAAGAAUAUCCUGGAGAAAAUCAAUCUUGAAAUUCCUGCGUCCUCGCUGACCAUCAUCGUUGGACCUAUAGCGUCAGGAAAGUCAACGCUGUUGAAGGCGCUCCUUGGGGAGACAACCUUUCAUUCCGGGGACGUGAUCUUUGGGGCCAACAACCGCAGCAUAGGCUACUGCGACCAGUCUCCUUUUCUUUACAACAACACCGUGAAAGCCAACAUCAUCGGCCACUCCGCCUUCGAUCAAGAACGCUAUGAUCAAGUAAUAAAGGCUGCAAUGUUAUCGGCCGACCUCGCUACGUUACCCAAGGGAGACGGCACAAAGAUCGGGAGCAACGGUGUGACUUUGAGCGGCGGCCAAAGACAGCGAGUUGCCCUCGCGCGCGCCCUCUAUGUAGACACCGAGCUUCUACUUUUCGACGACGUUCUUAGUGGUCUUGAUGCCAACACGGAGGAACACGUCUUCCGCAGUGUCUUCGGCCCCAACGGUAUAGUCCGCUCAAGGGGCGUGACGGCAGUACUUUGCACCCACUCGGUUCGACACCUACCAUCGGCCGAUCACAUCAUCGCUCUCGGCGCGGAUUCCACCGUGGUAGAGCAAGGGACUUUUGCCGACCUCAAGGGUAACGGCAAAUACAUCCAGAGCUUGAAAGUACAAGAAGCGGAAGGCGCCCCCAAAGAAACCAAGGACACAGAUGCCCCUGAAUCUGACCCCUUGACGCGGACCAAGACUGCAGGUUCCAUUACGACAGACGGUCCAGAUGCAUCGCGGCGGGUAGGCGACUUUUCCGUCUACAAAUACUGGUUCGGCACAAUGUCGAAGCCGGUAAUCGCGGCGUUUUUGUUCUGGAAUUGCGGCUACGGUGCCACCUACGCCUUCCCAACAGUAUGGCUCAAGUUCUGGUCCGAAGACAUCACGUCACCGCAUCCAACACACUCAUGGUCAUAUUACAUGGGAAUUUACACACUCUUUGAGUUCUUGUGUCUGUUUUGCCUGGGCAUGGCUGUUAUCACUUGCUUGCGGCCAAUGAUCUUCCAGUCAGGGGGGGAACUUCACAAGCAUGCUCUCCGUACGCUUAUUGGCGCGCCCCUGAGGUAUUUGACUGUGACAGACGCGGGCACGAUGACCGGCCUGUUCGCUCAAGACAUCACCUUGAUAGAUGGCGAGCUGCCCAUGUCUUUUAUCAACUUCUGCCUUGGCUUCUUCACUUCAUUGGGUAUGGCGGCUGUCAUUUUGACCUCGUCGCCUUGGAUGGGCAUCUCCUACCCGCUUCUCGUCGGAUUGUUGAUCUUGGUCCAGAUGUUCUACCUUCGAACAUCGAGGCAGUUACGAUUGUUGGAUCUUGAAACCAAAAGCCCCCUAUACUCUCACUUCAUGGACACCCUCAAAGGCUUGGCGACCCUUCGAGCCAUGGGGUUCAUCUCUGCCGAUAUCUCAGUCAACAAUGAACUCGUCGACACCAGCCAGAGACCCGCCUUCCAUCUCGCCCUGAUACAGGGCUGGCUGGCGUUCAUGUUGAGGGCCAUCGUCGCCGUCAUCGGAAUUGCCGUGGUGACGCUGGCAACCCAACUUCGAGCGAACUCGGGUUACACAGGCGCGUCUCUUGUGACUAUCAUGUUGCUAAGUGACGCUCUGACGAUGCUUUCGGCCGCCUACACGUCCGUCGAGACAAGCAUCGGAGCCGUGACUCGCAUCAAAACAUUCCAGUCAACAGUCAAGCCGGAAUCGGGUCCUGAGGAGGACGUGAUUCCCAAGGAGAACUGGCCGGAGAGAGGAGCCAUAGAGAUCAAGGCAGUCUCAGCUUCGUACGAUGCACCCCGGGAUGCGGAGGACGCCGCAUCGCCCAAUAAUCUGGCUCUUCGCGAUCUGAAUCUCACCAUCAAUCCCGGCGAAACAGUGGCUGUGUGUGGGCGGACGGGAAGCGGCAAGUCGUCUCUCGUCCUCCUGCUCCUCCGGCUGUUGGACCCCAUGCCGGAUUCCACGGGUGGAAUCACCAUAGAUUCGGUUUCAGUGGACAAGGUCAACAGAGAUGCACUGCGCAAGCGCAUAAUCGCCGUCUCUCAAGACCCAAUCUUCCUCCCAGACGGCGCUAGCAUUCGUAGAAACCUCGAUCCGUCCGGAGAAUCAGACGAGGCGGAUUGCAAGAGCGUCCUAGAGCUGGUCGGGCUGCUCCCGGCAGUUGAAGAACGGGGCGGCCUCGAUGUCGCGCUCACAGCAGAAUCGUUCAGUGCCGGUCAGAGACAGCUGUUUUGCCUCGCGCGCGCUGUUGUUCGCCGGCGCGUGAGGAGCCGGAAGGGCGCUCAGGGUGGCAUUCUGCUUCUCGACGAGGUCUCUUCCAGCGUCGACCGGGCCACCGAGAUACAAAUGCACGAGGUCAUUCAGCAUGAGUUCAGGAGAUACACCGUCAUAAUGGUGUCUCACCGGCUGGACACGGUUAUGGAUUGUGACACGAUUGUGGUUAUGGACAAGGGCCGCGUGGCGGAGAAAGGGGAACCGAGUGUGUUGAGGGAGAAGAGGGGCGGCAUGUUUCGUGAGCUUUGGAGCAAGAGCAAGACUACGGAGGAAUAA
Colletotrichum truncatum is the source of this 4092-nucleotide messenger RNA. Its product is annotated as ABC multidrug transporter. NCBI's taxonomy places the organism in Eukaryota, Fungi, Ascomycota, Sordariomycetes, Glomerellales, Glomerellaceae. Gene Ontology annotation, biological process: transmembrane transport. Gene Ontology annotation, cellular component: membrane. Gene Ontology annotation, molecular function: ATP binding; ATP hydrolysis activity; ABC-type transporter activity. The record is from RefSeq and is a predicted model, not a curated record.